UGUCAGUAUAGUAUCGGAAUGUGGGUCGCAAACGGACGGACUGAUACUGUACACAGGCUGAGAGGAGGAUUGCCUGACAUGGUGUUGUGGUGGGGACCCGCUGUCCUACUCCUGGAGCCACAGAGAUUGUAGUGACUGGCCGUGGGUGUACGCCAUGUCUUCAGCCGUGUGCCUAGAACAGCGCCGCUGUUUGUCCUUGUUGUUUUACCGUGCAGUGCGGGAUCUGAAGCCCGUGUGGAUGCUGGAGGACAUGCGGACCAUGUUGGCCCUGUGUCCCGACGACGAGGACAACUCUCAGAAAACGUACAGUCCGUCGGAGGCGCUGCUUUACGCCAUUGUACACGACCACCAGGCUUAUGCCCAGUAUUUAUUGUCACACUUCCCCGAAGAGGCGCUGGUGGAUCCUGGAGAGCGCUUUUGCAGUUGCCCGACACCAGCCCCGCACCUGUCUCUGGCCGUCCGUUAUGACAGGCACUCCAUCCUUGGUCUCAUCCUGCAAGUUGCUCACCGGCUCCCCAGCGGGCUCCCUGCUGUCAGAGAGGGCUGUGUCCGACAGGGCGAUGGCCGGACCCCCCUGCACUUGGCCUGUGAGCUGGUCCGUCCUGAAGCUGUGCUGCUGUUGCUGGGCAGUGGUGUGUCCCCAGCAGUCCCUGAUGCCCAGGGCUGGACCGCUCUGGACGUCCUGCUGGAGCCGCUCAAAGACUGUGAGAAGGCCAGCAGAGGACGGCGCCACUGUCUGGACACGCUCCUCAUGUUCAUGCCCAAGGUGCACUUUCACCUGCGGGAGGCACUGCGCACAGAGCCCCAUCGCUGGAGUGGGGCCCUGGGCCAUGACGCUGUGGAGUACCUUGCAGGGUUCAGGCCAGCCCCCCUUCUACUCAGUGCCAUGCAGACUGUCCUCCAGCAGCUCAGCCCCACCACCUUCUCCGACAGCCUGCUCCAGCUGCCCAUCCCCUCCUCUCUCAAACCGGCCGGACUGGGCUGUGGUCCACCCCGUUGUAAUGACAGAACCCUGUAGCUGCAGUACAAACCUGGGCAACAAAGUAAUGUAAAAGGACUUUAAGCCAGUUAUUGAAAAAAAAAAAAAAAACUGUGUAAAUCUCAAGGACAAUGAAUGUAACAUAAAUGUUGUCAUAUCAUAGAAGUAUUUUUUUCAUUAACACAGCUGUUAUAAGCUGUAGAUUAACUGUUCAUUUUCUUUCUAUGUUACACAUUGGUCAAAGGUGCUUUAAAACUUGGAAAAUGACAAUGACCAGUCAGGGAGCUGGGUCCUCCACGAUCAGGACCACACGUUUUAAUCAGUGACUAUACCGUACUGACAUACAGAGUCAUAUGGCAUAGACACACGCCAGGCUCGGGUGCAGUCCAAACUAACUGAGGGUGCAUCAGGGUUUCAAGGUGGUGCAAUGCACCCUUUUACACCCCUGUAGACUCAGGCCUGAUACACACACCCUUAUGUUCUGUCUACCACAACACCCUCUUAGAUUUUAUUUCAAAGCUAAACCUUUACAAACCACUAAAAACUAUUUAUACUAAGACAGGAUGCCUUCCAAUUAAAUGCCUUCUAAAUUUUAUUUUAUUUUUUGAACUGAAUGAGUUAUAUGGAGUGAGAGUGGAUUGUGUGAGUACUGUGCAAACCAGAGGGUUUCUUGAAAUACCUGAAAAUGUCUUUUUGAUGCAAGGUCUUCAAGUGAACCAUGACUUGAGAAAUGUUUUUUUUUUAUUUGAAUGAACUGCAUAAAAUGUCUGUAUUCUGUGUAUGCAUACCACUAACAGUAAUUAAACAAUUCUAU
Messenger RNA from Boleophthalmus pectinirostris (great blue-spotted mudskipper), 1793 nucleotides. RefSeq lists its product as uncharacterized. NCBI's taxonomy places the organism in Eukaryota, Metazoa, Chordata, Actinopteri, Gobiiformes, Gobiidae. The coding region runs from base 155 to 1018 and encodes 287 amino acids. The record is from RefSeq and is a predicted model, not a curated record. Gene Ontology annotation, molecular function: protein binding. The transcript is spliced from 2 exons.